CAGAUUUCUGCUCAGCGCUCUGCAAGAGGGUUUGAACUGGACCAACUUAGUGGAGAUGUAGAGCCACGGCUGCAGAGAGCUUGACAGCGCUCUCCUGAUCUACACUGGACUGAUAGGAUCCUCGAUGGAGGCUAAACCUGCCGGAUCAAUUGCUUUUUGGUAAUGAUGGAGCAGUGACUUGUUGAGGAGGUGCUGACCUGAGGUGACCUCUUACAGCUUGACUUCCACACAGAAGACCCAGAAACCAUGAUGAGAAGAUUUCUGAAGAGCCAGAAGGGCCGUUUCUCCCUUCGCCAAAGCCGAUCGGGAUCCCGCAGUGCCUCCAAAGAUUUCUACCCAAAUCCUAACGUGCUGAGAGAUUUCCCACUGAAUAUUGAACUGGCCCUCCCAGCAAAUAACCAGGGUUGGCCAGAGGAAUUUGGCUUUAAGCUGGGUGGAGAUGGACCCAGUUACAUCCUCUCUGUGGUGGAGGGCAGCAGCGCUUACAUGGCCGGACUGCAGCCAGGUGACCAGGUUCUGGAGAUCGAUGGGCAGAACGUCUCAUCCCUCAGCACUAAAGCCCUCAUCGCUCUGGCUCAGACCCUCAAGACUGUGCCACCCAGCAUUGGCGUUGUGUCUAGAAUUGAACAGAUGGACAUUGCCCCGGGGCCUGAUGGUCGUUUUGGCUUUACUAUAGUGGGAGACAGUCCCCUGCUGGUGGAGGACUGCAUGCUCAACUCUCCAGCCGGCCGGAGUGGACUGCGAGCAGGUGACUAUGUGAUGGAGGUGAAUGGGAUUCCAGUGAAACAGCACGAGACGGCGGCGGCCAUGAUCAAGGCCUCUCAGGGACGUACGCUGCGUCUGGGAGUGCUGCGGAUGAACCGCUGGCAGAAACGCACCAGCAGCAGCAUGAAAGAGACAUAUCAGAGCGGAGACAUGGUGAGGCAGGACCGCAAACAUAAAGCUCUGGAGUUCAACAAGAAGGUUGAGGAGAUUUUAGGGGAGGAGCCUGAGGUUAAAGAGAGGCUGUUUGAUUUGCUGAAGCAGUAUGCAAAUGAGAGGGAUGUUGAAGGUCUGGCAUCUACACUUCCAGAAAUACUGCUCACCGAGGAACAUCAGCAACUGAUUGACAGCAUCAGGAUCUUCAUCCCUAAGAAGCACAGGCAGCGCUUUGAUGAGAUGGUCUCCCAGAGUUUGAUCAGUCGCUUGAGGGGCCGAAGCUUCAGCGAGCACAGGAACAAUCGGCUACGGCGCAGCCGGAGUGAAGACCACCCCGAACGGCUGCUGUCUGUGUCCACUCGAGCCAGCUCUGUGCCCCGGACCGCCAAUGAGGAAGUAGUCAUGCCUCCUGCCCGUGGUCUCCGCAAGACCACCUCUCUCAUCGCAGGCCAUUCCAGCUCCUUCUCUACCCGCAGGACAGUACGAGUGUACAAAGGGAACCAGAGUUUCGGGUUUACUCUGCGCGGCCAUGCACCAGUCUGGAUCGACUCUGUAAUACCAGGCAGCCCUGCUGAGAAGGCGGGUCUCAAACCUGGAGAUCGCAUCCUGUUUCUCAAUGGGUUGGACAUGAGGAGCUGUUCACAUGAGAAGGUGGUGUCCAUGCUCCAGGGGAGUGGGGCAAUGCCCAGCCUGGUGGUUGAAGACGGCCCACCGGCCUUCACCAUGACCGAACCCGAACAGGUGGAGGUUUCUCCACGCUCCCGUGCUCCUGUGCUUAGCUCCCUUCAGUGGGUCGCCGAGAUCUUGCCUCCCAGUAUUCGUGUACAGGGUCGAACCUUCAGCCAGCAGCUUGAGCACCUUCUCACACUCCAAGAGAGAUACACCAUCUGCAAGGCCCUGGAGGCCUUCUUCCAGCACAGAAAUGUAGACACUUUGAUUGUGGACGUCUUCCCUGUGUUGGAUACCCCAGCAAAACAGGUGAUUUGGCAGUUCAUUUACCAGCUGCUGACCUACGAGGAGCAGGAACACUGCCAGAACAAGAUCUCCCGAUUCCUUGGCUAUAAAGUUACACCAGAACCUGAACCUCCAGCCCAUGAGCCUCAUAGGCGAAGCAGCUCCAUGAAGGUGACAGGAACCACCUACAGGAGCAGUGUGAGGGGACGCAGCUCAGAUGAUCUGGUUAUUGGCACUCACUUGGGCAUGGGGAUUUGUACUGAGCCGGUGGAGGUGGCACCUAUGAGACUGACUCCUGGAGAGAGACAAUCAGGAGACGGAACAUCCUUACCAGAGACACCCAACAAUCUGACUAAUCUGUCAGCUGUAUAUGCUGAGCUGGAGAAUGUCUAUGCCGGGAAGAGAUCCAAAUCCCUCAAGAGUCGACCUCCUCCAGCUCCUGAAACUCUGGUCAACAUAGACAUCUUCCCGCACGCUUCCUCACAGUCCAUCAGGGCACACUCUUCCUCUCCAUCUGUUCGGGCCACUUCAGGUAGCCGCAAAUCUGCAUCAGCACAGCCUGUGCCGCCGCCUCCACCACCACCACCACCUCCUCCACAACCUGACUCUUGGAUGCAGGAGCCUCCACUGAGUCCCCAGUGCCCCUUCUACCCUCCAGGUCUUCCCUCUCAAACCAGCGCUGAGUCCAACCCAUACAUCAGUUUAGACAGCCCACCUCUCUCUCCACCCUCACCUCCGGACUACCCCCCUAGUCCACCCAUUAGAAAGAAGCGCUACACCUUCUCACGUCCACCUCGUAGCUCUGACACAGAUUUGUUCAUGGAGGCUCUGAGCGAGCAGCUAGGACAGCAGUUAUCUGUGGAUGACUUCCUGUCACCAGAGAAUGACUAUGAAGAGGAUAUUGUCCAGAUGACAUUCCAGAAUGAGGAAGAGGAGGUAGAGGAGGAAGAGGAGGAGGAGGAGGAGGAGGAGGAGGAGGAGGAAGAGGGUCUGUACAUGCCUCCCGAGCUAAGCAGUCCAAGCGAAGUACAUAGUAGCAGCGAGGAUGCCAGCUCUCUUACCUACUCCUCUAGCUCAGAGCACAUUCCUCCACCCCCUCUGACUCCUCCUCCCCCUCCCCCCGUCCAAUUUAAUGACCCCCCUCCACCUGCUGGAUUCACCCCUGACCAUGCACCCCGACAGCUGACUUUCCGUCGCCACCCUGGACCUCCUCCGCCGCCUCCGCCAAGAGCCAACCCACCUCCAAAAAGACAAUCCAUUCACAAGGUGUUGCCCACACGUGAUGAGCUGAUGACCCAGCACCAAGUCCUUCAGGAGCACCACUCGCUUCCAGUUCAACCAACAGCCAGUCACCCUCAGCAAUCUCAGCAGCAGAUGCAUCAGUCUCUGCCCCCUAUGCCCUCUCCAGAAAUAAACCAGUCACCCAUCUCCAGUCAUGCAAUCUACGAGAUGCACCAUCAGGUUCAUCCAGCUCACCAGGUUCACCAACACCACCAGGUGCAACAGGAUCACCAGAUGCAUCCAAUCCAUCAAAAUAAACCAAGUCACCAAUCUCAGUCUAUUAAAGUGCACCAAAGCCACCACUCACACCAGCCUAUUCAGACUCAACUAUCUAGCUCCAUGGAUAGGCUUGAUAGGAUUGAAAGAAAGGAACGCUCGGAUAGGCAUAUCUAUGACAUCCAGCCCUUCCAUCCAGAUCAACAAGUACACCAUGCUUAUCAGAUGCAUCAGAGUCAUCAGGCUCACCUCUCAAGCUCCAUGGAUAGACUUGACCGUUUGGAGCAGAUCCAGCGUUUGGAACGCUUGGAGCACAUGGAGAGAAUCGAAAGACUGGAGAGGGUGGACAGACAAAUGCACCGGGCACACAUGGCAGUUUCUCAAGCUAUUCAACCAUCUCAGCAAACUCAGCAACAGUACCACCACCAGAUGCAUCAAGCUCCUCCGCCAGCCCGCCACAUUCACCAGAUUGAACACAUACACCAGGUUCAGCCAAUCCAGUCAGCUCCUCAGUACCACCAGAUUCACCAGCCCCACCAACCUCACCAGACCCAACAGAUUCUGUCAACCUUCCAGCCUCAUCCUUCACAACAGCAGCAACAGCAGCAGCAACAGCAGCAGCAACAGCAGCUUCAGCAGAUGCAGCAGCAACAACAACUUCAGCAGCAGCAACAACUACAACAGCAGCUUCAGCAGCAGCAACAGCUUCAGCAACAGCUUCAGCAACAGCAGAUUCAGCAGCAGCACGCUCAGCAGAUUCAGCAGCAGCAACAGCAUCGCUCAACCCCACAGAUUCCCCCCAUUACACAGGCCAGACAAAGCCCUCAACCCAUGUACCACGAACUUCGUCAUCACCAUCACCAUCACAGCCACCAUGAGGCCCUGUCCCAAACUCAAUCACCAAGUACACCCCAACCUCAAUCUCACCACCCCACUGAUGGGCCCGCUGUGGAGCCACCUCCUCCUCCACCUUUACCCCCACCUUGCAUGCCUCCUCCGCUCCCAAAGGCCUCACCACAAAAAUCAGACUCCAGUCAUAUGAGUGUAAAGCGGCUACGAUGGGAACAAGUGGAAAAUUCUGAGGGAACUAUUUGGGGACAGUUGGAGGAAGAUUCUGAUUAUGACAAGCUGAGUGACAUGGUGAAAUACCUAGACUUGGAGCUUCAUUUUGGGACCCAAAAGAGCCCUGUUUCUCUUCCAGAGCCCUCACCUCAGGUGGAGACUUUCAAGAAGAAAGAUGUGGUGGAGAUUCUCUCCCAUAAGAAAGCCUACAAUGCUUCAAUCUUGAUUGCCCAUCUGAAGCUGUCACCAAGCGAGCUACGCCAGGUGCUGAUGACGUUGUCAAGUGAACGUUUAGACUCAUCACAUAUUAAACAAUUGCUCCUAUACGCACCAGACGAUGAUGAGGUUAGACAAUACCGGCAGUACAGAGACGACCCAAGCAAACUCAGUGAGCCCGAUCAGUUUGUCCUACAGAUGCUAUCAGUGCCAGAGUAUAAGACCCGUUUGAAAAGCCUGCAUUUUAAGACUACGUUGCAAGAGAAAACAGAGGAGAUGAGGGGGGCCUACGACUGUGUUUUUAAGGCUUCACUGGAGCUCAAAAACAGCAAAAAACUGGCCAAGAUUCUGGAGUUUGUGCUGGCUAUGGGGAAUUAUCUGAAUAACGGCCAACCCAAAACCAAUAAAACGACUGGAUUUAAGAUCAAUUUUCUCACUGAACUCAGUACCACCAAAACAGUGGAUGGAAAGUCAACAUUUCUGCAUAUCCUGGUGAAAUCAUUGUGCCAUCACUUUCCAGAGGUUCUGGACUUUGGGAAGGAGCUUGAGAUGGUGCCACAAGCAGCCAAAGUGAAUCAAAGAAACAUCACUUCUGACUUCAAUGACUUGCAUGCCACAAUCCAGGACAUUCGUUUAGCCUGCCAGAAGAUGCCAGCCACCGCUGAGGAUCGAUUUGCCAUUGUUAUGAGCGGGUUUCUGGAAAACAGUCACCCUGCUGUGCAGUCUCUGGAGUCUCUGCAGCAGCUGGCAAUGGAAGAGUUCUGCAAAGUCGCAUCAUUCUUCGGUGAGGAUGGAAAGGCCACCACCACAGAGAGUUUCUUCGGUAUCUUUGCAGAGUUCAUGGCUAAAUUUGAGAGGGCUUUGAGUGAUAUCCAGACUACGGAAAACCCUCCACGCAGCCCCAGGAGCCCUUGCACAGCCUCUCCUGUAGCCUGGUGAAGAAACCACCCAACAAUACAGACUUACAGUACAUAAAUGUUCACUUACAUACUGUCCACUUCUAUACCUGUCCAGUCUAAAUUUAGUAAUAGCCUUAUGGUAAUUCAAGGACAUGUGUACAGUAGCAAACUAAUGCACAAGCACCAGGGUCCUGGCAAGUUAUAAAGCUGAACUCUCAGGCACAGACUGGACAGGAAAGCUUCAGAACAAAAGGUGAGGGAAAGAUUAGAAAUUGCUUUAAAACCCUUGACCAGAUUUGGUCUAGGACGUUCUUUACAGGAUGGACUGUGUGAUUGCUCUUGGCACUUAAAAACCAGGAAUGGAGUCAAAAGUUGGGGUAGCGGAUUCUGUAAAUCAUAAGUGCAGUUAGAUAAGAUAUUUAAUGUAAUUAGGACUGUGAGUGUCAGAUCUUGACUGACUUGAUAUUUUAAUAAAGUUGUUGUUUAGGAGAAGUGCUUUAACAGUGUGUCUUGAUUCUGCUUAAAUGUAUUUAAACAACCUGGGUUGGAGUUGUCAGUUGGUCACUGUACUGUAAACAGAUAUUUUGAUGAAUUAAUGUCUUAAAUGAUAAAAAAAGUCAUUCCUCGUACGCAGAAUGUUUAAGUGCAAUAUAUUAUAAAUUGUUGAUGAAGAUUUCUUUUUAAAAAACUGCAUAGAUAGAGAUAUAUUAUUGUACAAGAGAUGCAGUUCUUAUAUUGUUGCUUUACUAGCUAUGAAAAACAAUGAUGAGCUACAUUAUGACUUCACUAUAUGCAUUUGGUAUUUUUAAAUAUUAACUUUUAAUUAACAUUUAACUUUUGUGCUGCUUUUAAUUCCUUAUUACCAUAGCGAAUCAUAUGAUUCCUGUAUCAUUCUGUUCAUUGCACUGAGUUAUAAUGAAUGUUUAAAGGAUCAUAUGGAACUUUCCGUAUGAUUUGUAUUCAACUAUUUGAAUGUAAAAAUUGUUUAAAAAAAAUCACACAUAUGAUUCAGUCUUUAUCAAAGUGUUGACUGUUUUUCCAGGUGUAAAAAUCUUAUAUUUAUAUAGUAAUAUUUAUCACGCGAACUCAUCUUUUUUUAAUCACCACCGAAUGUAAGGAACCAGGGGCUUGUAAUAUGAAAACAGAAAAUGUAUGUAUGAACAUAGCACAUUUCCUAGCUGUCAGUUGUUAUUAUUAUUUAUGGGUCAUUAUUUCAAUGGCAGUAAAGUUUUCUACAAACUUUAAACUGUUUUAUUUUUAGGACAUGUUUCACAAUGUUAAUAGCUAAUUUCAUGCUCUCCUCAUGGAUGGGAUGAUGGCCCAAAGAAAUAAAUUGAAUGACUUGAACUUGAAAGUGCCAUAUAAGACAAAUUAAUAUCUGGUGGUGAUACUGUAAAUGCAAAAAACACGUACAGGGCAGUACAGGACUUUUACUAUUGUUCAUUUAUUUGAGAAAUUACAUGGUUUAUUUUAGAGUUUGUUUUCCUUUCUUUUGUAAUGUAUCAUGUAUAAUAAAUGUUGUUGCUUCUACUGAGUAACUCUGUAUAAGUGAUGUUGCAACAUUGUUCUGUUGUCAUUACUGUUUUGGUAAUAAAACGCCCUUACAUUUUA
Onychostoma macrolepis is the source of this 7157-nucleotide messenger RNA. It is a transcript of the gene grid2ipa, whose product is annotated as glutamate receptor, ionotropic, delta 2 (Grid2) interacting protein, a. Lineage: Eukaryota; Metazoa; Chordata; Actinopteri; Cypriniformes; Cyprinidae. Gene Ontology annotation, biological process: regulation of DNA-templated transcription. The transcript has 24 exons. The record is from RefSeq and is a predicted model, not a curated record. Gene Ontology annotation, molecular function: protein binding. The coding region runs from base 247 to 5586 and encodes 1779 amino acids.